AACCUUUAGAACUCUGAGACACAAUAUUCUGUUACAUUGUAGCAAAAUGGCGACUGUCAUUCACAACCCCCUGAAAGCUCUUGGGGACCAGUUCUACAAAGAAGCCAUAGAGCAUUGCCGCAGCUACAAUUCCCGUCUCUGUGCUGAGCGCAGCGUGCGUCUUCCUUUCCUGGACUCACAGACUGGUGUUGCUCAGAAUAACUGUUACAUAUGGAUGGAAAAGAGGCAUCGAGGACCAGGACUAGCUCCCGGGCAGCUGUAUACAUACCCUGCUCGGUGCUGGCGUAAGAAGAGACGUUUGCAUCCCCCUGAAGACUCCAGGCUGAAGUUGCUGGAAAUUAAACCAG
Python bivittatus (Burmese python) is the source of this 347-nucleotide messenger RNA. Lineage: Eukaryota; Metazoa; Chordata; Lepidosauria; Squamata; Pythonidae. The record is from RefSeq and is a predicted model, not a curated record.